Messenger RNA from Ochlerotatus camptorhynchus, 8558 nucleotides. Its product is annotated as hemicentin-1-like. The transcript is spliced from 10 exons. The coding region runs from base 315 to 8519 and encodes 2734 amino acids. Gene Ontology annotation, cellular component: plasma membrane. The record is from RefSeq and is a predicted model, not a curated record. Gene Ontology annotation, biological process: homophilic cell-cell adhesion. Lineage: Eukaryota; Metazoa; Arthropoda; Insecta; Diptera; Culicidae. Gene Ontology annotation, molecular function: calcium ion binding.
UUGUAUAAUUCGAUCCGCUCCGUGCCGUGUAGCACCAUAGCUGUGCGUGAUUUAGUGAUAUCUCGGAAUCCGAGCAGAUUCAGUGAGUGUAAGUGCGGGAAACCUUUCCCUGUGCAGUGAUCGUGAUCGUGUUUAUAUCGGUGCUAAAUCCAGCGACGGAAUUAUUGCUAAAUAGUGAAAUAUUUCAACAACGCAUGCGUUUCUUGCGCCACAAUGACGCCAUCUUGAAGUGUCCACUUCAUCGAUAACGGACAUCCGUAUUCUAUCCGCUUUGAAUCGUAGAAAACCCUGAAAAUCAUCUAAUUCUACCGCAAAUGCGGAACGUUUUAAAUCCAAUCAUGCGAGUAAAUUGGCUUAUUCCAGUGCUUACAGUCGCGCAGUUUGCAAUAAUUAGCACUGCGACCAGUAACGCUCCUGAUAACGAUGAACUCUGGAAGCUGCUUCUCAAAGGAAAACUUGACCAGAUCAAAACAAAACAGUCGAUGGAGGCAGCAUUUACUCAAUCAGAACUGUCCAUUAGCGGCAAUAUCAAUUACGGUGAGGGUGAUAAGACAACCACCGUCGAAGUCGAACCGGGCAAUGAAGAUGACGUUGAACAGCUGUUCUAUGCGGGAGACUCGGCGGAGACGCCGAACGUGGGGAAGAUCACGACUGACGAAGAAGACGACAACGCGACGAUGUCCGCGUUGUUUAGUAGCGAUUGGGAAAGCUUAAUUGAGGCAGUUGGGGGAAACAACGACAACACUACUAGCAUCAGCGGUGAACUGUUUGAUGAUAACGAUGGAAUGCAGGCAGAUGGGACGGUGCUGGAUGAUGAAAUCAUUGAUGUUUUGCGGAAUAAGCCGGCGUCACGUGAAAUGCUAGAGUUGCUCGGAUUACUAAAGGAGAAAAACGAGACGCAGGAAAUGAAGGCUAGACUACAGCAACUGCUUCGACCGAUGUCCGAACGCAUAGCCCAUGGUUUGCCUAGCAUAUUGGAAGAGAAACCGGAUGCUUCGAGCCCCAGCGAAGAAGUGAUUUCCGUUGACCCAAUUGAAGCAGAGUCAUUGGUUUCGGAUGGAGUUCUAACUCCAUCAAUCAGCAGUAUCCUCAUACCGAAUAUUCGGAAAUCUUUGCCAUUCAUUCGCAGAGGCUACGAAGCUCCUGCCGAUGGACAGCGUAGUCUGGUGAUAGUAUUCGAUGCCACAGGAUCAAUGCUGGACGAUCUACACCAACUACGGGACGGUGCCAAGCUGAUCAUCGAUGAGAUCACUCAGAUGCAGAACAACCCGAUCUACAACUACGUAUUCGUGCCCUUCCGCGAUCCGCAGGUUGGCCCUCGUCUCGUAACGCGCAACAAGGACGAUCUUCAUCAAGCCCUAGAAAAUCUACAAAUCUACGGAGGUGGUGAUUGUCCGGAAGCCGCACUAGCUGCCAUAUCAGAAGCCAUCGAGGCAGCAUUGCCGAAUUCGUUCGUUUACGUCUUUACCGACGCCACGGCCAAAGAUUUUCAGCUUGAUCAACGAGUUCUCCGACUGGUUCAACAGAAGCAAACACCGAUCACUUUUCUGUUAACCGGUUUCUGCGACGGCAAAGACACUCCCGGACACAAAGUGAUGAAUGACAUCGCAGCCGCUAGCAAUGGGCAAGUUUACGACCUGCAGAAAGAUCAAAUUGAACAUGUCCUGCUAGGGAUCAAAGGGAUGAUGAACAUUGAUCACGUACCUCUCAAAUCGGUAGAUUCUAAGUCACCGGAAACUCACAAUAUCGACCUGAACGUCGACAGCACGUUGAAAGAAUUCAGCGUAAGUGUAGCAGGUCACCGCCCAAGCAUUGAAAUAAUUGAUCCUCAACAGAUUCCCUACCACAACACCAAAGCUGUCCUAGACCUCGAGAACAUCAAGGUUGUCAACGUAGCCGGACCGUCCCCUGGGAAGUGGAACAUCAAAGCCGGAUCCAAUUCGUCCCAUUCCGUUCGCCUAUCGGGAAACAGCGACGUCAAGUUCAAGUUCGGUUUCUCCAAAGCGAAACCCAGCUCCGUAGAAUCUCUCUCCCAUCAACCGGUACUCAAUGCGGAGAACAUACUAACCAUUCAACCAUCGCAACUGGAUCUGGUAGACAACCUCUCCCAUGUCACCGUAACCUCCCACGACUCCGAUGGUCCCGGUGGUACGUCGUUCAAAUUCAAACUUCCUCUAACCAAAACAACCCUAGACGACUCCACGCCAGUUUUCGUGACUUCAACAUUUCAAGCACCAAGGCAGAGAUUCAAGAUAUCCGUCUCAGGGAAGGACGCCACUGGAAACCCACUGGAACGUCUGAUCUCUACUGCAAUCCAAGCCGUGGGAUUAAGCGCUCCAGAGCUUUCCCUGGACUUCGCGGACAUCGAUUUGCUUGAGGGUGACGACUUUGAGAUAAAUUGCCGUGCGGAAUCGCUGGUACCCGUAUUAAUGCAGUGGAAGAAGUUCAAUCGACAACUAGUGGAACAACAUUUCGACCAAACGGAUACCCUGCGGCUGCAGCUAACGAACGUCACGACUAAGCAUUCUGGGCGAUACGCUUGUCGGGCAGCGAAUAGCGUUGGUGAGCAAGAAAUUCUGGCUGCAGUGCGAGUAAGGGCCCGACCGGAACCCGAAGUGAGUGUCUACCCCAAGGAUAUUGUAGCGUACGAGUCAGAAAGACUGAUAGCCCUACGUUGCAUUACGAAGAAUGUCGAUCCUGAAGCGCAGGUCGUUUGGAGUCACAAUGGAAAUAAGAUUGAUCGUGCCCUAGGUCAGGAAUAUCUUGAGUUGCACAACAUAACAUCGUCCAAUGAUGGAACGUACGAGUGUAGAGUGGAGUCCGAUGGUAAAAUUUUGUGGGAUUCUACUCAUCUGAGUGUAGAAUAUGCUCCAAAGGCACCAAGGACGCUAAAGGAUACGAUAUCGGCAGCGUACGGUCAAUCGUUGACGCUCGGCUGUGGGCUGAAAGCAAAUCCCGAGCCAACGGUUUCGUGGAGCUAUCGACCUUUGGAUGAAUCGGAUGGAAGACGCCUCUCGGAAACUGGAACCAGUCUUGUGAUACCGAACGUAGCUCCUGAAGUCGAGGGAUUCUACAUUUGCGAAGGGAAGAAUCGUCAUGGAACUGCAAGGAGAACGAUACUCGUUCAAGGGGAGGCGAAUGAACCACCGAGGAUUCCUAAGCCGGAUGAUAAAAUAUUAUAUUUUGAACCUGGAGCACGAGUAGUGUUGAACUGCUCCUGCGAUCUCUGUCAACCGCUGAGUGAGUACAUUUGGACAAGCGGUAAGCUGACGUUUGAAAGCAGUCCUUACGAUGUCCAGGGUAACGCCCGUGUCAGUUUGAACGUUGAUCAAUCCCGCAAUGCAGUUCUGUACCAGCUGACAAUCGACAACUUUGGUCCAGCUGAUCAAGGAAGCUACAGCUGUAUUCUAUCCAAUGCGCACGGAGCCGAUAGUUUUGUGAUGCAAGCUCGCUUGAUGGUAGCACCUCAGGUGGAUGGAAUAUUGAUCGACGAUGAACUGCAAGAGUUGCAGUUAGUGGGACUAGAGGACUCUGUGCACCAAUUGACUUGCGAAGCGACAGGGCUACCGGAACCCUCUCUCCAGUGGACACUGAAUGGGAAAACCUUGCAAGAAGGUAACCGCUUCAGGCUGUUGAACGAUAACAAAACCGUCUACCUGAUGGACACAUUUGGCGAAAGCUACACUGGAAACUACAAGUGCAUUGCCACUAAUCCCAUUGGAGUAUCCACCGGUGAAGUUUCACUGCGAUACGGAAGUGCACCGGUAUUCGUCGUUGUACCGAUAAACAACAUCUACGCAGAAGUUGGUCAACAGCUUUGGAUGGACUGCCAAGUGGAGGGCAUUCCCGAACCAGAACUGGUAUGGUAUUUCAACGAUCAAAUUCUCGAGAAGGAUCAGCCCUACGGAAUGACACUUGACGAUUCCGGUAUCUACAAAUGUACGGCGACAAAUGAGUUCGGACAGGUGUCGGCCAGCUCCACGGUUGUGGUUUACGGCAAACCGGAAUUCGUCAUCCACUCGAAAGAAGACGAAGCAAUUGCCGUAUCUAAAGAAGAAGACGUGUUUCUGGAUUGUAUAGCUUCAGGAUUCCCCGAGCCCACCCUCAGUUGGGCAUUUGAAGGUCAAACGACGGAAGAAUUAAAGAAUCUGGUAACAACCGCCACGGGACUGCAAAUCUCCAAUGUAUCAACUUCGAAUCAAGGUUCCUACAUCUGCAACGUUGAGAAUGCACAAGGGAGCAUUCAGAAGGUGUACUACGUAGCUGUUAAAGAAUCUCCGAGAAUCACAUCAACCAUCCCAGAUGACGUGGAGAUCUUGCCUGGUCAAGACAUUCAACUAGAUUGCACGGGUUCUGGCAAUCCUGAACCAAGACCUCGCUGGACCAAGAACGACAUCCUACUUCAAGACACACUCAGCUUGAAGAUCCAUUACGAUAGCAAAUCAGGCGGAAACUACACCUGUACUUUAGAAAAUGACCAAGGCUCAGAUUCUCGCUCAACGCAUGUUACCGUGCUCAAUCCACCGAAGAAAGCAGACAAUAUGUCAGCCAUGGAACCGAUAAUUGAAGCCAAAAUCAGCACUCCGCUAACUUUGGUGUGUCCGUUCGACAACUACGACAGUCUUCUAUGGCAGCUGAAUCAACGCAAUCUGGACAGCUAUCUGGAUCUGUCGGAUGUUCGCCUUCUACAAAACAUCCUCCAAAUCGAUAAGCUCCGUCAAGCUCACGAAGGAACAUACACCUGUUUCGUGGAGAACCCAGCUGGACGCAACAAUCACUCAUUCGUGGUGGGAAUUCUUUCUCCACCAGUGAUUCAAUCCGCUCACGACUACGUCGGUGACGAUGAUGAGAAUGACUUCGAAGACGGCGAUGAAGAAUUGGCAACCGAUGCAGAAGUCAGUAUCCUCAGCGGAGAACAACUUCGGCUUGUGUGUCACGCAAGUGGGUCACCCCAACCAUCGAUUUCUUGGAGUAAGGACGACACCGUGAUUAUCAAGGGAAGCGAACUGGUUAUCGAAAACGUAGAUACCCAUCAUAAUGGUUUAUAUACCUGUGUUGCGGAGAAUGAUCUUGGAAGUGCACGUAAGGUCUACCGUCUGGAUGUGAUGACUUCGCCAAGACACUGGGGAGAGGCAAUCGAUCAUAUUGAAGUGUUCAAGGACGAAGACUUGCAGCUGGAAUGUUCCAUGGAGGCCAAUCCACCGGCCAGUAUACAAUGGAUGAAGGAUGACGUCAUUCUUGAUGAGUUCGAAGAGGUGCUUGAGUUUGUUGAAAUUCAGCCUCAUGAUUCGGGUGUCUACACGUGCGAAGCUGAGAACAUCUUCGGAGCUGACGGGAAAAAGUUCCGAGUAACCGUGUACCAACCCGCGGAGAUCACAUUCUUCCCGGAGAACUUAACCGUCACUGCCGGUACCUCAAUGGACCUGAAUUGUGAAGCCGUUGGAAGUCCUCUUCCAGUCGUUAGCAUCAUCCACAAGGGAGAAAUCUUGGCAACAACGUCCGACCUUGACUACAGUUCGCUUACUUUCGACAAGUCCUACCGAGUAAAACCCAAGUCCUAUGCCAUCCAAACGCAACAAUUUAUGGCUACCAAACUGUCACCGUACGAAAUUCAACUUACGCUUGCGCAACCCAGUGCUGCAGCCAACACGGCUGGAAAAUAUCUCUGUCUAGCGCAAAAUGCCGUAGGUCAUGACGAAAGAUUUUCAAAAAUUGAAGUUCUUGUACCACCCUAUAUCCAAUUGAACAAACUAAAGAUGGGUCCAAACUUCUCCAUCCUGGAAGGACUACCGUUGUAUCUCUACUGCCCAAUCACGGGUCACCCGAAGCCGUCUCUCAGCUGGUACCGUAACUCCAAAACGAUCAAGUUCAACGAGCAAAUACUCUUCCUGACAUCUACAACCCGUAAAGAUCAGGGAAACUAUACCUGUCUCGGUGAAAACUCCGUCGGAAAGCAGGAGCUUUCGUUCUCGGUGAGUAUCCUCAUUCCCCCGACAAUGAUCAACAGCGUAGUGUUCGGAGAGGACGAAGCAGCCGAUCAACCGGCACAAGAAGAAAUCUUCAUUCUCAAAAGCGAUAACGUUACACUGGAUUGCGCCAGUCUAGGUAAUCCGAAACCGAAAAUCUUCUGGACCAAGGUGGUAUAUUUGGAUGAGAUGCUCAACGAACAGCUGCCCAACAUGGAAACGGUUCUUGAAUUGUACAACAUCGAAGCUACUUCAACGUAUUCUUGCUACGUUAACAAUACAGCCGGAUCGACGGAGAAGUUGUUCCACAUCGUAGUACAGUCUCCACCGAGGUUCCAGGACAUCGGAUACGAUUCCAAGCCGGUAGUAUCGCUACAUCAUAGUUUAGAUCUGAAUUGUGAAGUGGUGGGCGAUCCAGAAGCUGUCGUCACUUGGACGAAGGAUGGCACUGUGGUUGACAGUCAACGGAAAGGGAUAUUCCUCGCUUCAAACGGACAAAUUUUAAGAAUCUCCGGCGCCCAGUCCGCAGAUGCUGGGGAAUACCAGUGCGUUGGCAGGAACUUGCACGGCCAAGUCAGUCGGGAGUUCUACGUAACGAUCGAUGUACCGGUCAGUUGGUCUCCAUGGGGCGAGUGGAGCGGUUGUAGUGCCACUUGUGGAAAGGGAACUCAAUUCCGGUCCCGUAUCUGUUUGCUACUCAGUGGAUCACCGGCACAUGGAAAUCAGUACAACUGCGUUGGGGAGAAUGUUCAGGUUAAAAACUGCGAAAUGCUUCCGUGUCCCAUCAACGGAGGUUGGGGAACGUGGAGCAAAUGGAGCAACUGUUCGUUGGAUUGCCUUACCGAGUAUACCGGGCUCAAGUCGAUUCGCUACCGAAAUCGAAAGUGUGACUCUCCAGCGCCAUCGUUGGGCGGUAAAUCUUGCGUCGGUGAAGAGUACGAGGAGGAAGUGUGCAGCGUGAAGUUCUGUUCCAUCAACGGCGGAUGGACUCCGUGGACGAACUGGACACCUUGCAGUGAGACCUGCGGUUUUGGGCGAACGCUUCGUUGGAGAAGCUGUGCCAACCCGGCGCCUCGUAACGGAGGUCUGCCUUGUCAGGGAGCAGAGAGUGAGAUCAAAAUCUGUAAGGAACGGGAAUGUAUCGUAGACGGUGGUUGGUCCGAAUGGGGACCGUGGUCAAAGUGUAGCAAACAAUGUGGAGCUGGAGUACGCAGUAGGAAGAGAUCGUGCACUAAUCCGGAACCCAAAAACGGAGGCAAACAGUGCAAGGACGAAAACAUGGAGCUAGAGAAGUGUUCUCUCAAGUCUUGCAGGAACGAUGCUCUUCUGAAAAAUUAUGAAAAGAAAUCUUCCUAUCAGCGAAACUACUCCCCACUUUUGACGUACGAAUCCAAGUAUCCAGUCGACGAAGAUGAAGAAUACGAAAACAGAAGCCCACCUGAAGAACCGCAGAAGUUCAAGGUGAUUCGUAGCUUUGAGUUUGCCGAAGCCGCUCCGGUAGAGUACGUCGACGGGCCCGUUGAAGCAGAUUUCGAAGAUGACCUAGAUGGUCAUCACAAGAUUACCGUUAGCUUGAAGAACACAGUUAAUCUAACGCAAGACACGGCGGCCUACAAUCUUAACUUUGGAGGUGUUAGCAACUCCGUGCAGGUCAACUGUGUAGCAGGAAUGGCCUACAAUAAGACGCUGGGUCAAUGCGUAGAUACGGACGAGUGCAAAAGCGGUCAUCAUGGCUGUACCUUGCCGGGACAGAUUUGUGUGAACACCAAGGGAGCCUAUGAGUGCGCAUGCGCUCUCGGUUAUCGAAUUUACGCAGAUGGUUGCGUGGAUAUUAACGAAUGCCGUGAAGGCAGUCACGAGUGUUCGCACUUCUGCGAAAACACUCCUGGUGGACACAGCUGCUACUGUCCGGCAGGGUUCCUACUGUCCAUUGAUGAACGAACCUGCACCAGACGAAAGACCAGAGAAGAACCGGCGUUCAGUGUGAUGAAUUACGUGAUGAUCUGCCCGGAAGGAUACCAGUUGGAAGGAAGCAAGUGUAUUGACAUAGAUGAAUGCCACUUGAAGGAAGACGAAUGCAACAAUGGUCAGUCUUGCCUGAAUACAAAGGGUUCCUACUUGUGUGUCCCGACCGGUUGUCCCGAAGAAUACGAAGAAGACGAGCAAUUUGGCCAAUGCUACCAGGACUGCCGUUACGGAUCAUCCGGUUCCGGUAUAUGCCCAGAUGGAGCGCUCAUCGAGCAAACACUUACAUUUAGGGUGAUUUCGUUGAAAAAAUACUCUCACAAGCAGCCCAUAGCCAUCCUGUCGAUCCCAGCAUUCCAGCAUGACAGGACAGAAGCUUCGUUCAGUUUGCUGGAGCGAACCUACGAGCAUGUUUUCAGACUGGACAAGACACCGCAAUCGUCCGGUGCGGUUUACCUGUACGGGAACAAGAAAUUCCAACGGGGUAAGAUCUACAAACUGAAGGUGGUUGCCCGCGCGUUUGGCAUGGAAUCCGGCGUCAUGGACUAUGCCCACAGGUUUGUGGUGUAUGUGUACUGUGUAGAUUGAGGUUAGAGUUUAGAUUGGAAUUUUUAGGUUAGUUUUAAG